GUUUAGUGGCUAUCUGCAGACUCGAGACAGGCAGGAACACUCUUGGGGAUUCACAGAGGGCAAGGAUGGUGUCUGUCUCCCAGUCACCUGGUGAGCCAUACAGGAGGCUCCUUCCAUUGUUCCUGGGCCUGAGGAACAGGAAUGUGUCCUUUGUAUUGGACACCUCAGAGGCCAUGAGCACUGCUCUGGGGUCAGUGAAGCGCCUGCUCAUCCAGACCCUGCUGAACAAGGCAUCCCUCAGAGACUCGCUCUUCAACAUCAUAGGCUUCUCAUACAAGGUAACCCGUUGGUCUGAGCACAUGGUGCCCUGUGCUCCAAACACUGUCUACGAGGCUCUAUCCUGGAUUCACUCCCUCAGCUCCAGCCCCGGUAGGGACCUCAUGGCUGCCCUGAGUACAGCCUUCAGCGACCCAGCCUGCCAUGCCGUCCACCUGGUCACCACCGGUCUCCCUGACCACCCAGAGGAACUCCUCCGGGCCUUGUCAACCAUGGCAGGGGAGAGGCCAGUCCAUGUGUUCCACCUGUCGCUAUCUAACCCCAGCAGCAGCUCUCUGGACGGCAGGACUCAGGACUUCAUCCAGUGUCUGACUCACGCCACAAGAGGGAGCUGUUAUGUUCUCCCUGUCGGGAUGGAUGGGGCAGUAGAGCAGGUGAUUCCAUUGUACACUGCUGAGAGCCAGCCCUCAGUGCCGACCUGUCCUCCAGUGAAGUCCUGCAGUCAGUCCACCUCUGUUGUUCCACUACAGCCUUUACUGCCCUUAUCUCCUCUCAGGUGUAUGCUUGGUAAUCCCUUCUGUCCAGUUAGUAGCUGUGUGUUGUCAGGGAGGGCCCUGUCCGUAUGCAGCACAGAGUUUCUCCCAGGCUGCCGUGUGUUGGCCAGGAGGGAGCUGGAUGGCCUUUACUACUUGGGCACUGUAACGCAGCUAGUCCAGGGUCGAAGAGGAAUGUACGUGGUUGAGUUUGACAGGCCGGCGACGAGGAGACCCGAAGGGGGAGACGAUCACGCUAUGAGGAUGUCCCAGCAACAGCAGCUAGUCUGCUCUCCAGACAUGCUGAACCACACUCGGGCCCACACACACUGUCUGGUCCCUGGGGAUGCAGUGUUGUCCCCGUGGGAACCUGACCUGAGGAGAUAUGGUCCGGGGAGAGUGGUCUCCGGAAUGGAAACACGAGAUUCAGUGACAGUAGAGAGUGGGAAGGGGCUCCAGGUGCUGCUGUGGAAUGGUAGGUUGAUGCAGGUGCCUGGGGAUCUAGCUGUGUGGAUCCCUGCUUCUCAGCAUGAGCGGAUCGUCAGGGAGCUCCAGCGAAUUCCUCUGCCGCCAUGCUGCAAUGACAAUUUGCUCCAUGUCCACAGCACCAUGUGGGCUCCCUAUCUGUACUGCACUGGAACACAGUGCUGUCCAUCAGCAGGUGGACCAUGCCAUUGUCAAAUCAUGCAUCCAUGGUGGCCACUGAGAGUUCCGCCUUCUCAUGUGCAUGGCCUGAGAGAGAGGGAGGAGCUAGAGAGGAAAAAGCAGCAAGACAGGGCAGAGCUAGAGAAGAAGGUGGACCUCCAGUUGGGAGAGCUCAAGGAAACUAAAGAGGUCGAACCUGAGACAUCUUCAUCCCUGUCGGGUGAUGAGGAAGCUGGGGCCAUAGGGGGAAAGUCUGUCAGCCUCUUGGCCAGCACAGAGCCCUCUCCCCUGGACAAGCUGUGGCCAGAACACGGCCGACCUGCCUGGAGGUACUGGAGGAGAAGCCAUCCAGAGCCACAGCACAGACAACCAGAGAAAGUACCAAGGGGGAAAAUCCAGUCUAUGGAAAACAGCUACCCUGACGUCGAGAUCAGUGGCUCACCUAAUCACAGCUCCAUGUUUCAGCCACUUCCUGGCUGUGAGAGGAGGGUGACCAUCAGGGAUGUGUUUGGCCUGACAGACUCCAAACCUCGCCCAAAAACGAGACUGCAGUUAACCGCUGGCAACACGAUCACAGGUGUUUAUACAUGAUGGUUUUGACUAUUGAAGACGAAUCUUGUGGGGUCUAACUCCCACACCUGUAGAAAUACACAUUUUCGAGCUGAAAGACAAUGCCCAGGGCUUACCCAUGAUGUUGCACAACAGUGUAAGUCAAUAAGUCAUAGUUUUAGUCAAAGUAUGAUAUAUUUGAGCUUGAAGUGCUAGAUCCAAACAUGUGACUUCGGGUGUUUCCGUGAGUCUUACGUGUCUUUUCAAAUGAAGAUGACGUGCUAAUUACUUCCAGCCUACGUUUCAUUUCAGGGCUAGGUUUCCACUUGAUAAAGUCAAAAUUGGCUACAUCUUAAAACUUCAUGAAAACAAAAAUGAGCUUUUUGUCCUAAGGUUAUGGUUAGGCUAAGGUUAGCAGUGUGGUUAAGGUUAAAAUGAGAGUUCAGUUUAAAAUCUGAUUUUAAGAAAAUAAAAUGUAGAAAUAGACAGGGUUUAUGGCUGUGGCUGUGUUAACUAGUGACGACCCUACACUUGACCGCCUUGCCAUGGAGCAAAUUAAAAUGCAAAAACUGUUCACACCUCCCCCUUUAACAGCAAAUUACCAUAAUCGAUACAUUUCACUUAUUGAGCUAGUCUGCCUGUCACAACUGAAAUGGUGCUCACAUAACUUUCAUGGGCUGGCUAAGGUUAGCAUGCUAGCUAGUUACACUGACAGCUGUCAGUCAGUUCCCUAUUUGUUGAUAUUUCUCUGCUACAUGUGGAAAUCACCACAAUCCCAUCCCCAAUUCCUGAAUGCGUAUUAGCAGCCUGCGUCAGUCUUCUAGGUGGAACCUAAACAAGAAUGUACACUUUAGGAGAGGAAUUACUCGAAAUAGGGGCAACAACUUCCUCGGAGGUGGCUUUUAAACACUUGCUUGAGUUGACAAAAACUGUGCCAAAAACAAAUUACCAUUGAUAUA
Oncorhynchus masou masou (cherry salmon) is the source of this 2902-nucleotide messenger RNA. It is a transcript of the gene c22h11orf16, whose product is annotated as chromosome 22 C11orf16 homolog. NCBI's taxonomy places the organism in Eukaryota, Metazoa, Chordata, Actinopteri, Salmoniformes, Salmonidae. The transcript is spliced from 8 exons. The record is from RefSeq and is a predicted model, not a curated record. Bases 66 to 1985 code for a protein of 639 amino acids.